Desarmillaria tabescens is the source of this 2099-nucleotide messenger RNA. RefSeq lists its product as uncharacterized. The record is from RefSeq and is a predicted model, not a curated record. The transcript is spliced from 6 exons. Lineage: Eukaryota; Fungi; Basidiomycota; Agaricomycetes; Agaricales; Physalacriaceae. Bases 329 to 1996 code for a protein of 555 amino acids.
UGUACACUCACGCACAGUAAUGCAACGAUUCGUAUGAAGGUAAGUCAUUCAAUGGAUGCAGCGACCAUCUUCGUUUGAGACUAUUUCUAACAAUACUUACACCAUUUUUGGGAUUCCUCUGUAGUACGCGGUUACGUCAAUGACACAACUAAAUGUUAUUCUGUGCUUCUAUACACUUCUUAGUCCGUUCUUUCCCAUGUAGUAUUCCUCAUGGCAGAAAGCCGGCAAUCAGAUUUCAACGUGUAGCCACGUUACCAAAUCGUCUGCCAAUUCUAAACGUUCUCAUACCUGACACCUCGACGGAUUGUAACCGCCACGAUAGCAGUCCAUGUCCCGACUCCGUCCUGACAAAGACAAAUGUCGUCAAGCAUGGAACAAAAGCUGGGAAGAUGACCUCUUGGAUAGAUAUCCUCCAGGACGAAAACCUUCAAAUAUGAUCAGCGCCAUGUCUUCCCAGAGUAUUCGCUUUUUCAAGGAUACCGAAACCCUUCUAUCGUUACAGUUGAAACAGGACACCCGAACCAAGGAGAUAUGCACUCUUCAGCGAGACUUGGCCGAGGUUGCGGUAAAAGAUUUAAGCAACGACAACUUGGAGGAAAGGUGGAGAUCCUUAUCGCAACAGCGACGAGAAGAAUUAGUUCUCGAAGCGUUAUAUGUGACUUCCUGUGUUCCAAAUGGUAUGGAGGACUGGCGGAUAUGGUGUCCCGAAAUGACCGUCGCAACGCUUUCUGGAACAAAUGACAGAGACUUCAUCCACCUGCUGAAAAUGCUCCUUCCGGUCGAUCAAGUCAAAGAAACACUCAGCACUCCGCUGCUCCUGCCGAAUCCAGCAUUCGAAGAGCUGGUGAGGACCAAUGAUACUGGACUCAGAAAGUUAGCCAACAGAUAUCGACUGUCCAGAAGCUAUUUCAUCACCAUGACUGUAUGGAACAUCCUGAACGCAUUCUAUGGGUACAGGGAGCAGGUGCAAGUCGUGAAGCCGCUCUACCGUGACAACAGUGGGACCACCAAAGGCAUUUUACGCCAACUCAGGGGCCUCUAUAAGGAUGAAGGAAGGCUUCCCGAGUUUUCUGAGAUUCGGAACAAUUAUCUUUGCCAAAAAGAGGUUGUCAGUCUCCAAAACGCAUGCAUCCAUUGCAACCGCAUAGAAGAUGAUACGUCCGCCGAAGGAGAGCGUUUCCGAAUCUGUAGUAGAUGCAAAGCUGUGGGUCGAGUGGUGAGAUAUUGUUCAGUGAAAUGCCAAAGGGCAGAUUGGAAGGAGGGAUUCCCCAGACCUCACAAAGCCAUCUGCGGAAAAGUCGUUUUGGAAGCAGAGAAGGCGGACGAGAGUAUCCCGGAGACAAAGGACACCACGGAGCUUGAGAGUGGUAUUCCGCCCCCGGACCCGUCAUUCAAACGAUCCCCAGAUCUCCUACACCAAAUUUCUUUCAUCACCAAGCUCACACCUUGUGAUUACGUCUUCAUGCGACCACGUCCAUUUGAUGAUAUGGGUAUUGACAUCCCCGAUAUUGUAGAUAAGAUUGCGUUCACUGUUUUGCGGCGGCGAGCGAUGAUAAACGGUGAUCCUGUCGCCGUCCGAGGCAUGUAUUCCAUCUUGCGAAUCUACGCGCCACCUGGCAUUUCGGAAGAUGAGCUGAAGACACAGUUGAAGAAAGAAUAUGGCGUUGAUGUCGAUCUGCCUGGGGAGGACAUUCGGGAUAAAACGAUGGAUCCUCCUACCGAGGAAGAACGGCAAAUCGUUGAUGAGUUGGUGAGAAAGAAACUGAUGCAUCGGAAUGUUGAAGAUCCGUAUCCUCCCGCCGACACUAAAAAGGAGCUGAAAGUAACACAUCAAAGUAUUGAAGAAUCGUCUCCACCCGCUGACUCGGAGUUGAGGGUAGUAACAAAUCAGAAUGUUGAAGAGUCGCAUACACCCGCUGGUAUCGCAGUUAUAGUGUACAAAAAUUAUCUGCGUACAGGUACUUCAGGAGAUCAGCUAAAACAGGUACCCAUUUGACACACACCUAGUUGUUUCUCCAUCUCCCAGUACUUUCAUGCAUCCUUGUAGGUGUACCUGCAUCUACUAGUCCUUGUCAUUGUACUGUAACAAGCUGUUCGCA